Molecule: messenger RNA, 813 nt
Organism: Ruditapes philippinarum (Manila clam)
Lineage: Eukaryota; Metazoa; Mollusca; Bivalvia; Venerida; Veneridae
Product: kinesin-like protein KIF13A
Exons: 7
Coding region: 1-813 (270 amino acids)
Biological process (GO): microtubule-based movement
Molecular function (GO): microtubule motor activity; ATP binding; microtubule binding
Source: RefSeq, a predicted model, not a curated record
AUGGCCAAAGAUAGUGGAACAUCAAAAGUGUCUGGUGAAAAAGUAAGCAAAUUGAGUUUGGUAGAUUUAGCCGGAAGUGAACGAGCUCAGAAAACCGGGGCUAUGGGAGAUCGAUUAAGAGAGGGCAGUAAUAUAAAUAAGUCAUUAACUACAUUAGGUUUGGUAAUAUCAGCACUUGCAGAGUCUGGUAAAAGCAAGAAUAAAUUUGUGCCAUAUAGAGAUUCAGUGCUCACCCGAUUACUAAAGGAUAAUUUAGGAGGUAACAGUCGAACUGUCAUGGUGGCAACGAUAAGUCCGGCUGCUGAUAACUACGAGGAAACAUUGUCCACGCUGAGAUAUGCCGACAGAGCAAAGAGAAUUGUUAACCACGCGGUCGUGAAUGAAGAUCCAAAUGCGAGAAUUAUACGUGAACUAAGAGAGGAAGUUGAUCAUUUACAGAAGGAGCUUAAAGAAGCACAGAGCAUGAAAGCUCCUGAUUUGAAGGAGAAGUUAGAAGAAUCUGAGAAAUUGUUGAAAGAAAUGAGAAAAACCUGGGAGGAAAAAUUGGCAGAGACUGAAAAAAUACAAGUGGAAAGACAUAAAGCAUUAGAAGAGAUGGGUGUAUCCGUGGAAACGUCGGGGAUAAAAGUUCAACACAGUAGAUACUUCCUAGUCAACCUCAAUGCUGACCCAUCGCUUAAUGAACUUCUAGUUUACUAUUUAAAGAAGUAUCAUAAAGCCCUGAAUUGCAAGGGAGUGAGUGGGGGAAAGGGGGAAAGGGAGGUAACCACAGCUAAAUGUAGUCCAGCAAGCAAGAACACCAUGUUAUCAUAA